Molecule: messenger RNA, 1997 nt
Organism: Erigeron canadensis
Lineage: Eukaryota; Viridiplantae; Streptophyta; Magnoliopsida; Asterales; Asteraceae
Product: glutenin, high molecular weight subunit DX5
Exons: 3
Coding region: 177-1778 (533 amino acids)
Source: RefSeq, a predicted model, not a curated record
ACAAAGCAAACCUACAUAUCACGAACCUUCCUCCCAAUCAAGACUCUCUCUUUCUCCACCCCCAAUAUAAAAUAUUAAUUUUAAGAUAAAUAAUUACAUAAUUACAAUAAGAGAAUCAUCAAACCAAACCUACGUAGUUGUUUUAUUAUUGAUUGGAUUGGAUUGGAUUGGAUUGGAUGGCUGCAUCUGGAUCUCCAUCAAAAGGAUUUGAUUUUGCAUCGGAUGAUAUCCUCUGUUCAUACGAAGAUUACACUAAUAAUAAUCAACAACAACACGAUACUCCUAACGGCUCUGAUUCUGCUCCCACACUCUCCACUAAUUCUAAAGAAUUUCACAAAAACAGAAUGGCAAGAACAUCGGUGUUCCCAACUUCAUCAUACAGUCCACCAGAUGAAUCUGGUAGUCAAGAAGUGAUCAUCUUGGCUGUUGAAAGGUCGAUGAAGAAAUACACCGAUAAUCUUAUGCGUUUUCUUGAAGGGCUUAGCUCUCGUUUAUCUCAAUUGGAGUUAUAUUGCUACAAUCUUGAUAAAUCAAUUGGAGAAAUGCGUUCUGAUUUGACUCGUGACCAUGAAGAGUCGGACGCAAAACUCAAGUUUCUAGAGAAGCAUGUUCAAGAGGUACACAGAUCAGUACAGAUUUUGCGAGAUAAACAGGAACUUGCUGAUACCCAAAAGGAAUUGGCCAAACUUCAACUCGCACAGAAAGAGUCAUCUUCUAGUCAUAACUCCCAGCAAAACGAGGAUCGAUCUUCAACACCUGAUAACAAAAAGAAUGAUAAUGCAGCUGACUCUCAUGGUCAGCAACUGGCUCUUGUUUUGCCUAGCCAGGUUGCUGCACCACCUGCCGCACCCCUGCCGCAAAGGGUGGCACAGCCAAUGAGUCAGCCACAGGGGUACUAUAUGCCUCCUCCUGGCCCCACCCAGCUUAAUCAGAGUCAGUAUCCACAGUCUCAAGUGCCACCCGGUCAACCACAGCUGCAGCAACAACCGCCUCAAAUUCAGUCGAUGCCCCCAUAUCAGCAGCAGUGGGCCCAGCAGAUGCAACCACAGCCAUCAAUGCAACCUGGGUCUAGACCAUCGUCUCCUCAAGUUUACCCUCAGUACCCUGAACCACUCCCAAACAGUAUGCCAAUGCAAAUGCCUUACUCUGCCACUCCACCUGGCGCUAGCCAACCAUUGAGUUACACGUAUGGUGCACCUGCACGAACUGCUCAGCCUCAACCACCGUCACAGCAACCACCACAUCAUGUCAAGCCCGCUUUUGGAGGACAACCUGGUGAUGGUUAUCCCCCUCAGUCUCAACCACCGCCACAACAUCCACCACAACAUCUUAAGCCCACCUUUGGAGGACAACCCGGUGAUGGUUAUGCUGCUCAAGCUCAACCACCUCCACAGCAACCACCACAGCAUAUGAAGCCCACAUUUGGAGGACAGCCAGGUGAUGGGUAUGGUGCCAGUGGGCAGCCACAAGGGAAUGCAUAUAUGAUGUAUGAUAAUCAAUCAGGCCACUACACGCAAGGCAGUUAUCCUCCAAAUGCUCAGCAAACUGGUGGCGGCGGUGGUACUGGGAUGAUGUCUCGUCCAGCGCAGCAGCUUAUGAGGAAUCAUCCCUACAAUGAGCUGAUUGAUAAAUUGGUGAGCAUGGGAUAUAGGGGUGAUCAUGUUAUGAGUGUAAUUCAGAGGCUAGAUGAGACUGGACAGACUGUUGAUUUCAAUGCGGUGCUCGAUAGGCUGAAUGGACAUCCGCCUGGAGGAUCUCAGAGAGGAUGGUCCGGAUAGAACUUGUACACCCCGUCGUCUUUCUUGCAAUUUUCAUGACUUUGUUGUUUGUGUCUUUGACUUUCGUAUCUAUACUUGAAAUAAACUCGAAUAUUUGUCAUGGUGAUGCACAUAUAGAUGGAGAGAGAUAUUUUUAGUUUGUAAUCUCUCUGUCACAGCCGUUAUGUUUGUGGUAUGUACCCGCUUCAGUAAUUUGCUAUAGAGAACUGCAGUUUCGUC